GCCCCGGUACUGUGAGCCCCCCCACGCGCAUAACGAGCGGCCCGUCUACCGGACUGUGAGGGUUCAUCCCUUCAUCAGAACUACACGCGAGCCUCGCGCACAAAGUUUGAGGCGAGGAUUUCGUGCGUAAAAAGCUCCACGAAUCGAACAAAAACCAACCGGACGCAGAUGUUCAGUGUGGAGAAAUAUCAAAGCUGUGCAGCUUCUGAAUGAGAUCAUCGCAUUGAUAUUCUGGGACUUUUCCCUCCUCAGUACGGAGCGCGUCAUCGAUUGGUCCAUCCAUUCCCCCUGUGCGCGAGCCCGCGCGCAGACCCCUCCAGCUGCGCGCGACUCACGGGGAGCCAAUCCGUGGCCCCAGUCCGCCUCCGAGAGGCGCUUUAAGAGCGUCCGUGUCAUGGCCCCAUCCCGUCCCCUGACCACGGAGCGCUGCUUCUCAUCAGUGCCGGUGCGCCACUAGGGGAACCAUUUUACGCGCGAGCCUCUGCCUCUCCUGUUGCGCCACGGAGAACUCCAGCCGGAGCGCCGGCUUGAUAGACUUCAUGUCGGGCACGCUGACGCAGGUCGUGGUCCCUUCAGGGGACGCUGCUGUGGCGGGAUUAGGGGCCGUCUUGCGGGAAGGCAGCGCGUUCCGGACGGCCGCCGGAGCGGACUUUAUGGCGGCGCCGCCGACGGAAGCCCCUCACCUGGUCCCCGCCUUCUGGGAUUCCCCGCUCAGCCACGGCAUCAACGUGUUCGUGGGGCUCGUGCUCUGCUUCACGAUGCUGGGGCUGGGCUGCACGGUGGAGAUCAGCCAGCUCGGGGAGCACAUCCGCAGACCCAUCGGGGUGCUGCUGGCGCUGGUGUGUCAGUUCGUCAUCAUGCCCUUGGUGGCCUUUCUGUUGGCUCUCGCCUUCUCUCUGGACGAUGUGGCGGCGAUGGCCGUUCUCCUCUGUGGCUGCUGCCCGGGGGGGAACUUGUCCAACAUCAUGUCUCUGCUGGCGAACGGGGAGAUGAAUCUGAGCAUCGUCAUGACCAUCUCUUCCACCCUGCUGGCCCUGGUGCUGAUGCCGCUGUGCCUGUGGAUCUACAGCCGGGCCUGGAUCAACACUCCCGUGGUCAACCUCAUGCCCUUCGGGGCCAUCAUCCUGACCCUGUGCAGCACUCUCAUCCCCAUUGGUUUGGGGGUGAUGCUGAGGUACCGCUGCACGCGCGUGGCAGACAUUGUUUUAAAGGUGUCCCUGUGGUCCCUGCUGGUCACCCUCCUGAUGCUCUUCAUCCUGACCGGCGCCAUGCUGGGCCCCGAGCUGCUGUCCACCAUCCCGCCCUCCGUCUACGCCGUGGCGGUGCUGAUGCCGCUGUGCGGCUACGCCGCCGGCUACGGCCUGGCGACGCUCUUCGACCUGCCGCCCAGCAGCCGCCGCUCCGUCUCCCUGGAAACGGGGUGCCAGAACGUGCAGCUGUGCACCGCCAUCCUGAAGCUGGCGUUCCCCCCUCAGCUGAUGGGAGGCAUGUACAUGUUCCCGCUGCUCUACGCGCUGUUCCAGGCGGCCGAGGCCGGCGUCUUCAUCCUGGUCUACAGGACGCACCGGGAGAAGGUCCUGCACAAGGCCGACCCCCCGGGGGACGGCGAGGACGUGUCCUACCAGCGCUUUCAGGACGAGGAGGACGUGGACUUGUCCUACGGGGCCGUGACGGCGAGCGACCCGAACACCAUCAUGUUGGACCCCUGCCCCCCCGACCCCACCCCCGUGUGACGGGACGCGGGAGACGACGUCGUCCCGCGUCAUGUGUUCAGUCCAACAAUUCAUCCAAAUCACCUGGACAGGACGUCCAGAGACAACCCUCAGAGACGUGUCCUGACCCGGACAGUUUUAAGGUACCGACCCAGAGACACUAUCGAUGACAACCAUCGUUUCCCGGUGAUUUAACGGCGUUAAAGUAAACGUUCGCUCUUUUACUUUCAAACCAAACACUGAAUUAUGGAAGUAAAAAGGUUUUAAACCAGUCGGUAAAUCAGCGACGACCCGGACAGACGCCAUCUCUUCGUUUUGUGGAGAUUAAACAUUUGUUAAAGAGUUGCCAAAAUGAUCAAUGCUGAUCAACGUAUCCAGGAACCCAAUUCUAACCUUUCAUAAUAAGAUAUCCUGCUUCAACGCCUCCACAAUAAAAGCUCUUUCAUCAUCGCCUGUCAGUGCUCUUGCUCCUUAUUCUCAUCAAAGUAACUUUCCUGCAGCAGUGAGACAUGUAAAUGUUUAUAUAAAUAUUCAUGGGAUUUGACACGUAGAUUCGUUGAUGAUUAAUGAAUCAAUUAAAAGAAAUUCCGUAAACAGCCUCAAAUCGCGUGUGUCCGGGUCAGGACACGGUUGUGUUUAUAGAUGAAUCUGUAAAACAGAGUUUCUCCUCUAAGAAUCACACUAACGCACCUUUUAAAAAGCUUAUUCAUUAAUGUUUUAAUUGAUUUGUUGGAAUUCAAUUAUUUGGCAUGAAAGAUAUAAAAAAAAAGUGAACAUCAAAAAGCAGAGUAGUGAAAUGUCGGUGGACUGAAUCUGAGGAUCUGAACACUUCAUCAACUUCAUCCUGUGAAACUCACAUUAAACAGCGAAUCGCAUCAUGAAAACUAAACUGAGGAGCUUUGAAAAGCAGAUGUACAAAAUGUGGAAAUUAAACCGAAUGUAACAACCAAUAAAAACGUGUAAAAGAAAACCUGCGUUGUGUCGCUGGUUCUUCUUCGUCUUCGUCUUCUUCUUCAAUCAGUUUAUCACCUGGAGGGGAAAACAAAGUCAUUCAGUCCUCUACGAGGAGUUUGUGGAUGGUUUUCACCCCGAUUUCUCAAUCCAUCUUUUACUGAAUCGAGAUUCUGACAAACACACAAAAUCCACACAAUUCACCCCCUCAUCACGGUGACGAAGUGAAUCUUCUCUUCUUUCUCAUUUCAUCCAUUUAAAUUGUUCCAGAAUACUUAUUAAUAACAAUGACGUUAUUUCUCACCCUUUAAUUUGCUGCUUUUGAAGCGUUUAAAGACUUAUCGUUGGAUUCAUCAACAGUUUCCCCUGCAGCA
Molecule: messenger RNA, 3037 nt
Organism: Pungitius pungitius (ninespine stickleback)
Lineage: Eukaryota; Metazoa; Chordata; Actinopteri; Perciformes; Gasterosteidae
Gene: slc10a4
Product: solute carrier family 10 member 4
Exons: 3
Coding region: 540-1733 (397 amino acids)
Biological process (GO): bile acid and bile salt transport
Cellular component (GO): membrane
Molecular function (GO): bile acid:sodium symporter activity
Source: RefSeq, a predicted model, not a curated record